Neoarthrinium moseri is the source of this 2040-nucleotide messenger RNA. RefSeq lists its product as uncharacterized. Gene Ontology annotation, biological process: DNA-templated transcription. Gene Ontology annotation, molecular function: zinc ion binding; DNA binding. The transcript is spliced from 4 exons. NCBI's taxonomy places the organism in Eukaryota, Fungi, Ascomycota, Sordariomycetes, Amphisphaeriales, Apiosporaceae. The coding region runs from base 1 to 2040 and encodes 679 amino acids. The record is from RefSeq and is a predicted model, not a curated record.
AUGCGGAGAGCGUCCAGUUCGUCUGCGACGAGCACGCCGACGUCACAUCGCCUGCCAGUGAAUUCAAGGCGCCAUAGAGUUGCCCCAGAGCAGAGGAGAAGAGUCGCCACAGCUCAGUGCAGUAACUCUUCGAGGGAGUGCAUUUACCCACCAGUGGUUGAGAAGGUCACCAUCCCGAAGGACGAAUUGGACCAGCUGAGAGCAAAAUGUGCACAGCUCGAACGAUGUCUUGAGCAACUGGUACCAGACGACACUCACCGACAGGCUCUGAUGUCCCAGUCUGGCGCUGGUCCCAUGAGUGCUGCCAGCAGCACAACAGCUACUUUGGAUGCCAGUGAUGAUGCAGAUACUGAUAACGAGGGUCGCGUUCUGCGUGACUCAGCCGGCGUAGGACGCUUCCAUGGUGCGACUUCAGGGGCGACAUUCUUGGAUCUCCUGAAAGAGUUCAUCACAGCUGUCUUUCCAAUCGCUGAUCCGGACUUAGAGCAACGGGGAAUGACUUUCCUGAGCUCACUUGGACACUAUCAGACAUUCGACUCACAGCCGCUUAUGAUAGAUAAUACCUCGCAGUCAUUCUGGCCCCCUCAAAAGACAGAAAUGGCUAUGAUGAUGGCUAAUCUACGAUACCUCAUUCAGGAUGGCAGUGGCGAUUUCAUCUCUGGCGGAAUCUAUUACUGGGGUGACCUUGAUAUUUCAUUGUACGACCCUACCUCCGAAUGCGUAUCCUACCCGAGUGCCCAACGUCUUGCUCUGUUUUACGCCGCCUCUGCCAUCGCUUGCCAGUUAGAGUCACCAUCAGCACAGAGACACAGUACACAGCACGGCGAGUCAUUCUUUGCCGAGGCUAGACGGCUUUUGGGUAAUCCGCUUGACCCAGCGUUGUGUAAUAUAUCUGGAGCAACUGUACUAGCAGUAAUGAGUAUUUACCUGGUCGAAAUGAACCGGAGAGAUACUGCAUACAUCUACGUUACCCUUGGAAUGCACAUUCUUACGACUCGUGGUGUACAUAGAGGUUGGAUCGAGGGUGAAGGAGCUGAGGCUGAAUGUUGUAAACGAGUAUUCUGGACCUUGUACGUCCUAGACAGGUGGCUAAGUGUUUUGAUGGGCCGGCCUCCCACGCUGAUGGACGAGGCGAUCAAGCUCGCUCUUCCAUGCGAUACCCCUGGACUUCCUUCAGCAGCCGGUCUAGAGGCGCAUGUAAAGCUGGCGAGGAUAGCCGGUUAUAUCGUCUGUCAUACGUACAGGAUUUCGUCAUCAGAGCACUAUACGCUAGGGACGACAGAACGUAUCGAAAAAGCCAUGAGAUCGCUGGCUAGCUGGUCCAAUGAUCUUCCCCCCGCAAUGCGUAUUGUUGGCGACCAGGUCAGCAAUGAUAGAGCAUGCUGUGAGCUACACAUGGCUGCUGGUCAGCUCACUAUAAUAGUAGUCCGCCCAAUCUUCUUUAGCGCUAUCAAGGAAGCAGUUGCCGAGCGUUUUGCUAGUCCAAACUGGAAUCUUGAGGCACAUCCGCGAGUCACACAAAUCAGGAGCUGCUGUGACGCUGCUCGGAGAAACUUGAGGCUCGGAAGAUUUGUCCGCAGCUCAACUCCAUCUCAUAAGCUUAUGUCCCACAUACUGCACUAUAUCUUCAAUGCUGCCGUAACACUUCUCCUAAAUCAGCUUCUUGUCGACAGUCUUGAAAGCGACCGAGCCGAUAUCUUAUUUGCGACUGACUGCUUCAAAACCGAAACACAAGGCGACAGCAACUACGUCCGGGACUGUGCGGGAGUCCUAAGUCAGUUGACCAUGGUGGUUGAUCAAUGCAACCUAAGCAUGAACCAAGCUCAGCUACUGCUACCAGGCCGCCAAACAUCGACUGCCUUUCAUGUACCUCAAGUCCAAGCGCAGUCCGAAUCGUACCAUGUUGGAUUCAUUGUGAGGCAUUCCGAGCAACCGUUGGACGACACGCCACAAGGCGUGAUGCCCAUGGAGCUGAUCAACUCUAUGGCUGCCUGGAGGCCUGACGACUUCUUCCAGCUCUAUAACAACAAUCCCAUGUGA